AUUUGGUAGAAAAAAUCAAUUUAAUUAGUGACGAAGAUAGUCAGAUUGAUGGAGCCGAAUAUAACUGUAAUAGUGAAAAUGAAGACAAUCAUGUUAAUGAAGACAAUCAUGUUAAUAAAGACAAUCAUGUUAAUAAAGAUGAAUAUAAUUAUACUAAUGAAGACGCUGAUAAUUAUGCUAGUGAAAACGAAGAUCAGUUUUUUAGUAAUGACGAUGAUUAUUAUAACUUGAAAGAAAUCGACUACGUUAAUGAAUGGAAUUAA
Racocetra fulgida is the source of this 263-nucleotide messenger RNA. The record is from the annotation of a GenBank genome assembly. Lineage: Eukaryota; Fungi; Glomeromycota; Glomeromycetes; Diversisporales; Gigasporaceae.